Heterobasidion irregulare TC 32-1 is the source of this 966-nucleotide messenger RNA. RefSeq lists its product as uncharacterized. Bases 1 to 966 code for a protein of 321 amino acids. NCBI's taxonomy places the organism in Eukaryota, Fungi, Basidiomycota, Agaricomycetes, Russulales, Bondarzewiaceae. The transcript has 6 exons. The record is from RefSeq and is a predicted model, not a curated record.
AUGGAUUCACCUGAACUCCUCAAUCUGCUCCGAGCAUAUUCCGCUCUAGUUCCUCCUAAACUCAUCACGUUUCCUGCUGAUCUACCCUUCACUCUUGUGCACGAUUAUAUCUUAGGCUCGGUUCUGUUAAACCCCCAUCUAGCUAAACACCCCCCAUCCGCUUAUUAUCAGCAUACGUUCUGGAGAUGGGCUAUCGGUCAACUAGAGGCUCUGAUGGACGAUAGCGCAACUUCGCCUCCUCCGUCUUUCGUCACUCACUACUGGAAGUCCCCUUGGGUAGAUCGAGAGUUACAGGCCAUCACUGGAUACGACACGGCCACUCUCCUUGAGUCUCGUACGAUUAUCGAAAAUGGUACAACGGGGCUACGCACAUGGCGAGCGAGUUUUGUUUUGGCGCAAUACUUGAUCUCACACCCCGAGCUCGUAAUUAAUAAGAACGUUCUGGAGUUGGGAUCCGGGACCGGAUUCCUAGGGAUUAUAAUGGGGCGUUUGCAGAUGCUCGACGAUCAAGACAAUGAAUCAACGCUAUGGCUCACAGAUGCGCACGAGGACGUUCUCAAGAGAUGCUGCAAUAACGUCCAUCUCUCAUGUAAUAUCUCGUCUCAACACAAGAACCUUCACACCCGAGUAUUGGACUGGUCUGAUGCACUCAAUCAUCACUCCUCUAAGCCACUUCUGCAGUUUUUCCGUGAAGCUCGUCUGGACGUUGUACUUGGAGCUGACCUGGUUUAUCAUCCUGACAUCAUACCAGCGCUGGUGUCUGUGCUCCAUCUUGUGCUGACGUUGGACAUACGUCGAACGGCGACCGUGAUUCUUGCACUGACUGUACGGAACGAGGAGACAUGGCAGAUAUUUUUAUCGGCACUCGAAUUCAUCGAUCUCGCAACGGGCGACGAGAGCCCUUUCUUCCAGUUAUUCGAAGGCAUUGAUCAAGAAGUCAAGGUUAUCAAAAUAUUUGGCGAUUGA